Molecule: messenger RNA, 1680 nt
Organism: Lacerta agilis (Sand lizard)
Lineage: Eukaryota; Metazoa; Chordata; Lepidosauria; Squamata; Lacertidae
Product: ATP-dependent RNA helicase DDX19B
Exons: 12
Coding region: 84-1523 (479 amino acids)
Biological process (GO): poly(A)+ mRNA export from nucleus
Cellular component (GO): cytoplasmic stress granule; nucleus
Molecular function (GO): RNA helicase activity; ATP binding; RNA binding
Source: RefSeq, a predicted model, not a curated record
UCAGCGCCUGCGCAGUUCUUUCCGGCGGCUCCGUUGCGGCUAGCGCUGCUCAGCCAGGAGGCUCCUUCUUCGUGCACACCAGCAUGGCGACGGAUUCCUGGGCUCUGGCGGUGGACGAGCAGGAAGCGGCGGCGGAGUCGAUGAGCAACUUGCACCUGAAGGACGAGAAAUCCAAGCCAGACUCUAAUGGAGCAGUUCUCAAGACAGAUGACAAUACAGAGAAGAUUGAAGAGGAGGAAAAAGAGGACCGAGCCGCCCAGUCGUUGCUCAACAAGCUGAUCCGCAGCAACCUGGUGGACAACACAAACCAAGUGGAGGUUUUGCAGAGGGAUCCUACGUCGCCCCUCUACUCCGUGAAGUCUUUUGAGGAGCUGCGGCUGAAGCCACAGUUGCUGCAGGGUGUCUACGCCAUGGGUUUCAACAGACCAUCCAAAAUCCAAGAGAACGCCUUGCCCAUGAUGCUGGCAGAACCUCCACAGAACCUGAUUGCGCAGUCCCAGUCUGGUACCGGUAAGACGGCAGCUUUUGUCUUGGCGAUGCUUAGCAGAGUGGAGCCGGAGCACAGAUACCCCCAGUGUCUCUGCCUCUCUCCAACCUACGAGCUGGCUCUUCAGACAGGGAAGGUGAUCGAGCAGAUGGGCAGGUUUUAUCCGGAGCUGAAGCUGGCCUAUGCGGUUCGAGGCAACAAACUGGAGCGUGGCCAGAAGAUUGCUGAGCAGAUUGUCAUUGGCACACCUGGUACCGUCCUGGAUUGGUGCUCCAAGCUGAAAUUCAUUGACCCCAAGAAGAUCAAAGUCUUUGUCUUGGAUGAGGCCGAUGUCAUGAUAGCCACCCAAGGUCACCAGGAUCAGAGCAUCCGCAUCCAGAGGAUGCUUCCCAGAGACUGUCAGAUGCUGCUCUUCUCAGCCACGUUUGAAGACUCUGUGUGGAAGUUUGCCCAGAAAGUUGUCCCCGACCCCAACAUCAUCAAGCUGAAGCGGGAGGAGGAGACCCUGGACACUAUCAAGCAGUAUUACGUCCUGUGCAACAGCCGCGAGGAGAAAUUUCAUGCCCUCUGCAACAUCUAUGGCGCCAUCACAAUUGCGCAAGCCAUGAUCUUCUGCCACACUCGCAAAACAGCUGGCUGGCUAGCCGGGGAACUCUCCAAGGAGGGUCACCAGGUGGCUCUCUUGAGUGGCGAGAUGAUGGUGGAGCAGCGUGCCGCGGUGAUUGAUCGCUUCCGGGAGGGCAAGGAGAAAGUGUUGGUGACUACGAAUGUCUGUGCCCGAGGGAUCGACGUGGAGCAGGUCUCUGUCGUCAUCAACUUUGACCUUCCAGUGGAUAAAGACGGGAAUCCGGACAACGAGACAUAUCUUCACCGCAUUGGCCGCACAGGACGUUUUGGCAAGCGGGGCCUGGCCAUCAAUAUGGUGGACAGCAAGCACAGUUUGAACAUCCUCAACAGGAUCCAGGAACAUUUCAACAAGAAAAUUCACAAGCUGGAUACAGACGAUUUGGAUGAAAUUGAGAAAAUAGCAAAUUGAAGCCCGGCUGCCGGAAUUGGUGCACAAUCCCUCCCACAGUAGCACUCCUACUGCAAUUGGACCGCAUCCUGAUUGGCACAUGUCUUAGCCAGUCACACGCAAAGGGACUUUUUAAAGAUAACAAAUACACAGAAAUUACCUCAACUUAAAAAAAAAG